GGAGUUGUAGCUAUUUUUUGUGUUUGUUUCUAGACCACAAUUGGAAAUUCAUCUAUGUGUUUGGCGAAUAUUAAUAGGAAUUCAAACAGAGGUAAUCAUAUACCAACAGUGAGGUGAGAAAUAGCUGGUAUGAGCUCAGAGGAGGAGUCAGCGGAUCAGACACCACCCACCUGCAGCCUGCUGGGCCUUCUGCUAAAGAACAGGCGUCCCACUGGAGCUGUCAACGAGGUCUGGCCCGACCUCUUCAUCGGGAAUGCGGCGACAGCUCGGGAUAAGACACUGCUACAGAAUCUGGGAAUAACACAUGUGGUGAAUGCUGCAGAUGGCCCUCAGCACAUUGAUACCGGUCCACAUUUCUACAGAGACGCCAACAUACAGUAUCAUGGAGUAGAAGCAGUAGACUGCAAAGGUUUUGACUUGAGCCCGUUCUUCUCAGAGACAGCUGAUUUCAUUUACGCAGCUCUGAGUCAGAAAGGUAAGGUGCUCGUCCACUGUGCAAGGGGAAUCAGCCGCUCAGCAGCCCUUGUUUUGGCUUUCCUCAUGAUCAAAGCGGGUCUUACCCUGGUGGAAGCUGUGAAAGUUGUCUCCAGGAGCAGAAACAUCCUCCCAAAUAUCGGAUUUCUGAACCAGCUCCGUCAGCUGGACUCAAUUUUAGCUUUGGAAAGAAAAAAAGACCUAACAAAUGCAGAUGGAGAAAGGUGUGGAUGAAGGAUAAUCCCUUUUUUUCAUAAAUCCCCAGUAUUUAAGGUCAAAAUGGAAUAGUUUCAGUCUAGAUUUUCUGUCAACUUUUAAUGUAACACAGUGUUUUUCAUUACCUUUUUAAAAACCGUAAUUACAAAUGUGUCUAAUUCAUUAUCAGAACUCUUACAGCUUUA
This is a messenger RNA of Cyprinodon variegatus (sheepshead minnow), 875 nucleotides long. RefSeq names its product dual specificity phosphatase DUPD1-like. The record is from RefSeq and is a predicted model, not a curated record. Gene Ontology annotation, molecular function: MAP kinase phosphatase activity; protein tyrosine/serine/threonine phosphatase activity. The transcript has 3 exons. Gene Ontology annotation, biological process: negative regulation of MAPK cascade; protein dephosphorylation. Bases 130 to 708 code for a protein of 192 amino acids. Lineage: Eukaryota; Metazoa; Chordata; Actinopteri; Cyprinodontiformes; Cyprinodontidae. Gene Ontology annotation, cellular component: cytoplasm.